AUGCUUUGCAGGCAAGUUAUCCGACGCUUCCCAGCGUCGCCUGCAACAUGGGCAAAGCAGUCUCAUCGUGCAGUCUUUGCACUAAAACGUGACAUGGCUACUCCGGCCAAGCCUCCGUCACCUAACGAUCCUUUUGCAAAUGGCACGAACGCAUAUUAUGCUGAGGAGAUGUACCGGAUCUGGAGGCAGGAUCCCAAGGCGGUACAUGCUUCUUGGGACGUUUACUUCCGAGGCAUGGACAAGGGCCUGUCGAGCCCGCAGGCAUUCCAACCGCCCCCAACUGCAACCCAGCAUUUACCACCCCCUGCUGAUGGAGCGCCUGCACUGUAUUCUACAUCCGGGGAAUUGGACGACCAUUUGAAAGUCCAACUGCUUGUGCGAGCAUAUCAAGUUCGAGGUCACCAUGUUGCGGACUUGGAUCCUCUGGGCAUUCUUCACGCCGAUCUUGUCGACUACCAUCCCCCCGAACUUGAACUGAGUCGCUAUGGCUUCUCAGAGCGCGACCUUGAAAAGCAAAUCACGUUAGGCCCCGGUAUCCUUCCACACUUUGCAACAGAAGACCGCAAGUCUAUGACCUUGGGCGAGAUCAUUAAGCUCUGCCAGCGUAUAUAUUGUGGGGCCGUCGGUAUACAAUAUGUCCAUAUUCCCGACAAGGAACAGUGCGACUGGAUCAGGGAGCGUGUCGAAAUCCCCAAACCAUGGAACUACACCGUCGAGGAGAAGCGUAUGAUUUUGGAUCGCCUCAUCUGGUCAGAAUCAUUUGAGAAGUUCAUGGCCAGCAAGUACCCUAACGAGAAGCGCUUCGGUUUGGAGGGUUGCGAAGCUCUCAUCCCUGGGAUGAAAGCUCUCAUUGACCGUUCUGUCGAUCACGGUGUGAAGCACGUCACUAUUGGUAUGCCGCAUCGUGGCCGUCUGAACGUCCUUGCCAAUGUCAUCCGCAAACCCAUUGAGGCCAUUCUCAACGAAUUCUCGGGAGACGAGGGCGAUUCGCCUGCCGGUGACGUCAAGUACCAUUUAGGCGCCAACUAUGUCCGCCCCACUCCUUCAGGAAAGAAGGUCUCGCUUUCCCUCGUCGCCAACCCGUCACAUCUGGAAGCCGAAGACCCCGUCGUACUUGGAAAGACUCGUGCUAUCCAGCAUUUUGAGCAGGACGAAACUUCCCACAACACGGCCAUGGGUGUUCUGCUACACGGUGAUGCCGCUUUCGCGGGCCAGGGAAUCGUUUAUGAGACCAUGGGCAUGCACAGUUUGCCAAGCUAUGGUACUGGAGGCACCAUCCACUUGAUAGUGAACAACCAGAUCGGCUUCACCACCGAUCCCCGUUUCUCGCGUUCUACUCCUUACCCCUCUGAUAUCGCCAAAGCUAUCGACUCGCCGAUCUUCCAUGUCAAUGGAGACAAUGUUGAGGCCGUCAAUUUCGUUUGCCAGCUUGCCGCCGACUACCGUGCUAAAUUCAAGAAGGAUGUCGUCAUUGACAUUGUCUGCUACCGUCGUUAUGGCCACAAUGAGACUGAUCAGCCAAUGUUCACUCAGCCUCGCAUGUACAAGGCCAUUGAGAAGCAGCCUACUCCUCUCACACAGUACACUAAAUUCCUGGUUGGCCGAAACACGUUCACCGAGAAGGAUAUUGAAGAGCAUAAGAAGUGGGUAUGGGGUAUGUUGGAGAAGGCCGCGGCCGCAUCCAAGGACUACGUACCCACGAGCAAGGAGUGGUUGUCUGCUUCAUGGCAAGGAUUCCCCUCGCCGAGACAACUAGCCGAGCAAACACUUCCCACCCGUCCUACCGGUACUAGCGAAGAGAUCCUCAAGCGCAUCGGAAAGGCCAUCUCCACCUCUCCCCCCGACUUCUCUCCCCAUCGUAACCUUCAACGUAUUCUUACGACCCGUGGCAAGACGGUCGAGGAAGGAACCAACAUUGACUGGUCAACCGCCGAGGCACUUGCUUUUGGUUCUCUCGCCCUAGAGAAAAUUCACGUCCGCGUCUCCGGCCAGGACGUCGAGCGUGGUACUUUCUCGCAAAGACACGCUGUCAUUCACGACCAGCACAACGAAUCGCAGUACAUUCCUUUGAACGACCUCGGCUCUAACCAAGCUCGCUUCGUCGUUUGUAACUCCUCUCUCUCAGAGUAUGGAACACUCGGCUUCGAACUUGGUUACUCCUUGGUUUCCCCCGACUGUCUUACUAUGUGGGAAGCUCAGUUCGGUGAUUUUGCCAACAACGCGCAGUGCAUCAUAGAUCAAUUCAUUGCUGCUGGGGAGCGCAAAUGGCUUCAGCGAACUGGUCUGGUGGUGAGCUUGCCGCAUGGAUAUGAUGGCCAGGGCCCCGAGCAUUCUAGUGGCAGAAUUGAACGGUUCCUGCAACUAUGUGAUGACCAUCCUCAUGUUUUCCCCACUCCGGAGAAGAUCGAACGUCAACAUCAGGAUUGUAACAUGCAAGUGGUGUACCCCAGUACCCCUGCCAACUACUUCCAUGUCCUGCGUCGUCAAAUCCACCGCGACUUCCGCAAGCCACUUAUCAUCUUCUUCUCGAAGAACUUGCUCCGUCAUCCCAAGGCUCGUUCAGAUCUUUCUGAGAUGACCGGCGAGACUAGCUUCCAGCGAUACAUUCCUGACCCCCAUCCCGAAGAACUCGUAGCUCCUGAGGAGAUCAAGAGACACAUUCUUUGCACUGGUCAAGUCUACCAAGCUCUUCUAGCCGAACGUGAAGCCAAGGGCUACAACAAUGUUGCCAUUAGCAGACUUGAACAGUUGUCGCCCUUCCCUUACGAUCUUGUUACUGCACACCUAGACAAGUACCCCCACGCUGAUUUAAUGUGGUGCCAAGAAGAGCCCUUGAACAAUGGUGCUUGGAGCUACGUUGGUCCUCGUAUCUACACCGCCGGCAGCCAGACAGCGCACCAUAAGGGCAAGUACCCGUACUAUGCUGGUCGUGAACCAACCAGCUCUGUCGCAACCGGUAGCAAGUCACAACACAAGAGAGAGAUCGAGGAGUUCCUUGCCACUGCUUUCGAUCUUGAAAAUGAUAUGAACAGUAAGAGAGGCCUUGAGGCCUUGAGGAAUGGACGUGGAAUGAUUGGAUCCCGAAGUGCAAUGUGGAUUUGGCAAUUACUACCCACGGCUCGGCAUCCAGCGACUGCCGCCGAGACUCUGACCGUGAAUUUCCGCUCUGGUCACUCUUCCAACAAAUCUUUCCAACGGCCUCCAAUGCUUUCACGAACGGUGCUCAGUCGCGCUGCUAGAAGCGCUGUGCGCAGUCCACGCUCUUUACGGGCAUUUGCUACGGCGCACAAUACUUCUGGUCCUUUUACGGAGGUGACCACGCUUUCCAAUGGCCUGACUGUUGCAACGGAGGCGCAUCCGCAGGCGCAGACCGCCACCGUUGGUGUCUGGAUAGAUGCCGGCUCACGAGCAGAGACCGACGCAACUAACGGCACCGCGCAUUUCCUGGAACACAUGGCCUUCAAGGGCACAGGCAAACGGACGCAACACGGUCUGGAGUUGGAGGUCGAGAAUAUUGGUGCCCAUCUCAAUGCUUACACGUCCCGCGAGCAGACCGUGUACUACGCCAAGAGCUUCCGCAAGGAUGUUCCCGUCGCCGUCGAUAUCAUCAGUGACAUCCUUCAAAACUCCAAGCUGGAGAACUCGGCUAUCGAGAGGGAGAGAGAUGUUAUUCUUCGGGAGCAACAGGAGGUUGACAAGCAACUGGAAGAAGUCGUUUUCGACCAUUUGCAUUCGGUUGCUUUCCAGGGUCAACCACUGGGGCGUACCAUCCUCGGUCCUAAGCAGAAUAUUUUGUCUAUCAAGCGCGACGACCUUUCAUCUUACAUAAAAACCAACUAUACCGCCGACCGCAUGGUCCUUGUUGGUGCCGGUGGUGUCGACCACGCUGAACUCGUCAAGCUUGCCGAAAAGCACUUCUCUUCCCUCCCCGUCUCCCCCAACCCCAUUCCCCUCGGCCGUCUCGCUCACCCUAAGACAUCAUUCGUCGGCUCUGAGGUUCGCAUCCGUGACGACGAAUCACCGACUGCCAACUUCGCCAUUGCGGUUGAGGGUGUUGGCUGGAGCUCGCCGGACUACUUCCCCAUGAUGGUCAUGCAAAGUAUUUUUGGUAACUGGGAUCGCAGCCUUGGUGCCUCGCCAUUGCUCUCAUCACGGCUUUCACACAUUGUAUCUUCGCACAACCUCGCCAACUCCUUCAUGUCCUUCUCGACGUCCUACUCAGAUACCGGUCUCUGGGGUAUCUACUGUGUUUCCGAGAAUGUAGUUAACUUGGACGAUCUUGCCCACUUCAUCCUCAAGGAGUGGACUCGCAUGGCAGUCGGUGCUACGGAGGCCGAAGUUGAGCGGGCAAAGAGCCAGCUCAAGGCUGGUCUCCUCCUUGGUCUCGACGGAACAACAGCUAUUGCUGAAGAUAUUGGUCGCCAACUCGUCACUACUGGACGCCGAAUGUCGCCCAAGCAGAUUGAGAUGGCUGUUGACGCUGUCACCGUCGACGAGAUCAAGCGUGUCGCCCAGAAAUACAUCUGGGAUAAGGAUAUUGCAAUUGCCGCGAUGGGAAGUGUUGAGGGUCUCCUGGAUUAUAACCGUAUUCGUGCAGAUACAUCCUCGCUUCUUUACUAG
Pleurotus ostreatus (oyster mushroom) is the source of this 4620-nucleotide messenger RNA. It is a transcript of the gene KGD1, whose product is annotated as 2-oxoglutarate dehydrogenase E1 component. The record is from RefSeq and is a predicted model, not a curated record. Gene Ontology annotation, biological process: tricarboxylic acid cycle; proteolysis. Lineage: Eukaryota; Fungi; Basidiomycota; Agaricomycetes; Agaricales; Pleurotaceae. The coding region runs from base 1 to 4620 and encodes 1539 amino acids. The transcript has 13 exons. Gene Ontology annotation, cellular component: mitochondrion; oxoglutarate dehydrogenase complex. Gene Ontology annotation, molecular function: metal ion binding; oxoglutarate dehydrogenase (succinyl-transferring) activity; metalloendopeptidase activity.